Capsicum annuum is the source of this 576-nucleotide messenger RNA. RefSeq lists its product as uncharacterized. The transcript has a single exon. Bases 1 to 576 code for a protein of 191 amino acids. The record is from RefSeq and is a predicted model, not a curated record. NCBI's taxonomy places the organism in Eukaryota, Viridiplantae, Streptophyta, Magnoliopsida, Solanales, Solanaceae.
AUGAGAUCCUUCUCAGACACCAUUCAAGACCUUAACAUGAUUGACUUGCCACUACAGGGGGCUCAUUUUACAUGGUCAAGGGGUGAUAACAUUGUGCAAGCAUCGAGAAUUGAUAGAUUUCUCAUUUCCACAGAGUGGAAUGACUCAUUCAGAGCUAUAAAACAAUCAGCUCUUCCAAAAGUGAUAUCGGAUCACAAACCUAUUCUUCUUGAGAGCGGAGACUGGGAUGUUAGCCCUUCAUACUUCAAGUUUGAAAACAUGUGGCUUCAAUCAGAAAGUUUUCUAGAGAAACUGAAAGACUGGAUGCAGAGCUACAAUAAAAUGGGUAGGGCUGACUACGUACUACUAAAGAAAUUGAAAAGGCUGAAGAAGGAUAUAACAACCUGGAAUAGGGAGGAAUUUGGCAAGGUAGAGACCAGGAAAACCAAAGCCCUAGAUGAGUUGUCAGCACUAGAGCAAGCGGCAGAGAGUAGACAAGUAAUAGUGCCGGAAACUAUUCAGACGAUGAACCUGAGAAUUGAGCUUCAACAACUAGCCAAGGCUGAGAAAAUCUCUUGGCGGCAGAAAUCAAGAUGA